Messenger RNA from Gryllus bimaculatus (two-spotted cricket), 409 nucleotides. NCBI's taxonomy places the organism in Eukaryota, Metazoa, Arthropoda, Insecta, Orthoptera, Gryllidae. The record is from the annotation of a GenBank genome assembly.
AUGAUUGUCUGCGGAAUACGCUUUGAUGUCUCAUCAUUUUGUCCCAUCUUGUCAAUUUUGCUUAUGCCUGUUUCGGCUGUUGUUUCUUUUCUGUCUGCCAUCUUGUUCUUUGUUCUGUUAUUCGACAUUUGACGAGAUGUGGCUGUGGGUGGGGGGAAAUGGCGCCUUCGUUCUCGAUCACAAUGGCACACAUCUGCAGCGCCCUCCGCCGCUCACACAGCCCCGCCCCACUCUCGUCCUUUCACAGGAGCCACCCACGACCGUCCGAUCGAUGCUCAGGCACCUACAGCCCGCAAAAACAUGCGUUUGGCUAUUUCGGGUGCUGUCCCAUAUCCCACUUGCCAGUUGGUUCCCCAAUUCCAUUCCCGGCAGUCAGGAGCACAGGUCACCUCCCAGCUUCCAGAAGAAU